AUGGUGCGCAAGCAUGGCAGUCUUGUGCAUGACGAGGAGCUCAAUACGGCUGCUUGGGUAGCUGCUCGAGGAGCCGGUGUCGGAGCAGCAAAGUGGGGCAUUCUCAGCGCCGCAGCAGCAGGCCUGGGCUUCGCCUUCAGCCCGAUAUAUCGUUCGUUGACUUUCCAGUUCAAGGUCUUCCUUCAAAUGAGCGGAAUGACAAUCGGGUCCAUGAUCGAAGCCGACAAGCGUCUCCGUGCUCAUGAACGGCUAGUUCGACGAGAGAAGACGAUCGCACGGGACGCCGAAGUCUGGCGACGAUACGAAGAGGACUACCUCGACAAAGCUGCUACCGAGAGGAUGCAGCGGCAGCAGCAGCAGCAGCAGCAGAGAGACACGAAGUAA
Baudoinia panamericana UAMH 10762 is the source of this 384-nucleotide messenger RNA. RefSeq lists its product as uncharacterized. The transcript has 3 exons. Lineage: Eukaryota; Fungi; Ascomycota; Dothideomycetes; Mycosphaerellales; Teratosphaeriaceae. The coding region runs from base 1 to 384 and encodes 127 amino acids. The record is from RefSeq and is a predicted model, not a curated record.